This is a messenger RNA of Prorocentrum cordatum, 921 nucleotides long. Lineage: Eukaryota; Dinophyceae; Prorocentrales; Prorocentraceae. The record is from the annotation of a GenBank genome assembly.
AUGGACGAUCAGCCGCCGGCCGCAGAGAAGCAACUCCGUCUCGAAGUGCUGAGGCCCGACGCGCUGCUCGCGCGGGCGCACCGCCGCCGCUUCGCGGCGGUCCGGGCCGCGCACCGCUUCGCCGGCGAGGUGCACGCCGAGUUCGUGAUGGCCACCCGCGAGACCGCGUACUCCAUCUGCGCGCACGCGGGUCUGCUGGCGAGCGGCGCGGUGGGCUGCGCGUCGAAGGGCGUCCACGCCACCACGGCGCUGAUGCUGCCCAGGCUCCGCGAGGCCUUCCCGGGCUACGCCUACGUGUGCGGCGGCGAGACGCCGGAGGGGGCGGCGCUGAGCUCCGUGGCGCGCUUCGACGUGGCCUCUGGCGCGUGGGAGGCCGCGCCGCCCAUGCGCCAGCGGCGCUCCGGCGCCACCGCCAGCGUGGUCGCGGGCGGCCUCUACGUCUGCGGCGGCUCGGACGGCGACGAGAUGCUGAGCUCGGUCGAGCGGUUUGAGCCCAGGCGGGGCGCCUGGGAGCCGGCCCGGCCCAUGGCCUGCGCCAGGGACGGCGCCUCGUCCGGGGUGCUCAGCGGCAGGCUGUACGUCUGUGGCGGCCGCGCCAGCGAGCACCUGCAGCUGAGCUCCGUGGAGCGGUUCGACCCGUGCGCCCGCGACUGGGAGGGGUGGGGCACGCUGCCGCUCAUGGCGUUCCAGCGCGUGUGCCUCGCCGUUGCCUCCCUGGGCGGGCUGCUGUACGCCUGCGGCGGGCGCGACGUGCAGCGCCUGCGCUCGGCGGAGCGCUUCGACCAGCAGGCCGAGUGCCGCGUCGACGCCGUCGCCCUCGCGGGGGAACUCAACGCCAAUAGCGCACGGGACCUCGCUGUCAGCUUUCCGAGCGUACACCCCUUCAGGGUCUGGACGGGCGCCGCGAGGCUAUACCCCUAG